UUGAGGCUGAUUUUCCUGUUUGUGGGGAAAGGUUGGUGCUGCAGUUUUUGCAAGAAGCAGAGGAAGGGAGCAUGCGUGCUUGGAUUGCUACAUUGUGUUCAUUGUCUCUCCUUCUGGUUUCCGUGUCUUUCCUCCAAUGUUCUGUGUGCCGGUCUCCAUCACCGUCAGGGGUUCCAGAGUUGUCUAGAGUCUGACAUUAUCUUUGUGAGAUCAUCCACGUGAAAAGCACACACACACACACACACCAGUCCUAUGCAAAGGGAGGCCUUGGAAGUACCAGGAAAAGUAACUUACAGGCCCAGCACGUCUCUGGAAGGAGACAGGAACCCCAUUGAAGCAAUGUUGUGUGAAAGUAAUAUAGCAUCCCUCAGCAGAGUAUCUCCACAUCAAGUGAAGGAAGAACCAGAAGAAGUUUUGGCUGUGAGAUGGGAAGCCCAAUGGCAGGAGUUCCUCAAGACCACGGAGUCUCCUCACUCAAGCUGGGCAAGCCCACAACUGCCAGAGAAGCCCACCCCAUGGGACAAUGCCGAGGCUUUUCUGGCCUCCUUUGAGCAAGUGGCCGUAGCCUGUCAGUGGCCCAGAGAGGAGUGGGCGUCCCGACUCCUGCCAGCUCUAAGUGGAGAAGUUGAGCAGGCCUUCUUCAGCUUGGAUGCCAGAGAUAGAGAGGACUUUGAGAAGGUGAAGGCGGCCAUUUUGCAAGGAUAUGCCCUCUGCAGAGAGAAGCUGCGUCAACGCUUCUGGCAUUUCAGUUACCGGGAGACUGAGGGGCCGCGGGGGACUUACGGCUGUCUCCAGGAGCUCUGUCGGCGGUGGCUGAAAGUCGAGAGGCACUCCAAGGAGCAGAUCUUGGAACUGCUGGUCCUGGAGCGGUUCCUGACCAUUCUCCCACCGGAAAUGCAGAGUUGGGUCAGACAAUGUGGUCCGGAGACCUGCUCCCAAGCGGUGGCCCUGGCUGAGGAUUUCCUGCUGAGGCAGCUCCAGGCUAAGACACAGGAAAAACAGGUGUCCUUGGAGGAGGCAUCUGGGAGUGUCUCUGAGGCAGGCCAGGAUCCGUCUGAGACUGAGCAGACAGAGCUCUCAGUGGGCAUCAAGGAAGAGGAGGGCGGAGAGGCCAACCUGCUGGAAGCCAGAGGUUGGAUGACCAUUGAUGAAGGGAAGAAAUAUGUGGCAGAAGAUUCCAAACCAGCAGAAUCAGGUGGAAUGUCAAUAUGCAAAGUAGAAAAGAAUGUUUCUCAAAGUCUUGAGCAGGAAAAUGUUCCUGUUCUUUGUGGGGACAUCUACAAGAUCCUCUUUGAAACCACAGUCGAGACAGGAGUUGACGUUGGUAAGAAAUGUAAUGGUGAAGCAUGUCAAAUCUCUUCAGGAUGCAUGGAAAUUAUUGAAAUCCACAGUAAUGGAAGCCCAGUAAGAAAAUAUCCUGUAGAUUAGGAGCGCUGUCGCCAAAUCUAAGACGAGGCCAGCAUGGUUAUUGAGGAAAGUCCAGCAAACGCCAAAAGGUGAUGAGCGACCGAAUGAGAAUAAAGUAGAAAUACAUGAGUCUUCCAAAAGAGCUGGGUGUGAAGUAUUGAAAGAGAA
Eublepharis macularius is the source of this 1575-nucleotide messenger RNA. Its product is annotated as zinc finger and SCAN domain-containing protein 12-like. The record is from RefSeq and is a predicted model, not a curated record. The transcript is spliced from 5 exons. The coding region runs from base 253 to 1428 and encodes 391 amino acids. NCBI's taxonomy places the organism in Eukaryota, Metazoa, Chordata, Lepidosauria, Squamata, Eublepharidae.